AUGGAUGAACUAAUGGGGUUUGGAAGCAAAAAAGAUGAUUUUUUGGAAGAUCCAGGUAGCUGUAGGACUACUGAAUCAGAUGGAAGAAAUUCGCAACCAAAAAUGCAUCGAAUGGCGGAGGACAAACAGCAUCAUUUUGGAAUAAGUUUUCUUAAGAGCUCAGACUAUGAACCUAACCUGAAUAUGGAAGAUGGGGAAGAUGUAUUUUUUGGAGGCUUUCAUGAUGGUCCUGUAAUUGAGGGUAUUGGCGGUGGGUUGGGGCAUAAAUCGUAUUGUAAGCGUAAGUUGGAACUGUCGCAUGAAUUGAAUAAACGACAGCGAUGCAUGGAUCCUCAAAAUGAUGGCAAAAAAAGGUCUAUUCUUGACAAAGUAUCUCAUUCACUGGGUAUAUGGGAUAAGAAUCUAGGAAUAGGUAUUGGCUGCAAAAGGUAUGGCCGUGAUGGCUCUCCUAAUGGUGCAGAAAUCAAUGGGGAUUUGUACAAUAAUCCUAAAAUAUUUAAGGAAAAACCUACGCACAAUACUGCUCUCUCUCGGGACAAAAAUGCUUUAUAUGAAAGAUAUGAUGUCGUAACAGGAACCAUACUUCCUCUUGGAUUGAAAGAUGUCGAAAAGAAAUCAGAACCAUCUUUAACAUUUCCGUUAGCAGACAGUGGAAAUUAUUUAUUAGGAGAGCCUCUCAGAGAUAUUAUUAAUGAUACUAGUGGAAUUAAUAGGGAAAUUGAACCAUUGUUAGUUAAUUAUAAUUAUGAGAGCAAUUUGCUGCUGAUAGGUAAUUACGAUAAGGAGAAUGUGAUUGAUCCAAGAGUUAUAUUCAAGUUUGAAGCAAACCCAAGUCAUCUGAGAGAUGUCAAAAAAAUCUACAACAAUCGCCUGUCUAUCCCACUACCCCAAGAAAAUAAUACCACAUUAGCUUGUUUGGAUAUGAACAAAAACGCUAAACUUGAUACGUCUGCUUCGAAGAAGUUUCCCUUGAUUGCAGCAGUUGAUGAAAAUACAAUUCCACCUCCAAAAAAAACAAUUAUGCUCACAUAUCCAACUCCUGACCCCUUACCCGAGAGAGAAUCUGGUGCUCAUAUUUACAAUAAGGGGGGUCUUUAUACCAAUAAUAUAAUUGAGUAUGAUCAGAAAGAGAUUAAAAAAACGGAUGAAACAAAAGCAGCUGCUAAAAAUAAGCCUAAAAUCAGUCAGAAAUUAUUAUAUAUUCAUAACCUUUCUCGGUCAAGCAACACAAAAAUUGAUGAAACUGUCGCUUAUCUACAUUACAAAUUACGAAGCUAUGAAAAUAUGGCAGUUCUGACAAGAAUUAGGAAUAUAUUACAAAGCCAUCAACUGAAUUUAAUAGGUAUUUGUGGCCAACUUGGAAUUCCUGAAUUAUUAGUUCCUCGACGUACAAAUUAA
Debaryomyces fabryi is the source of this 1398-nucleotide messenger RNA. RefSeq lists its product as uncharacterized. Lineage: Eukaryota; Fungi; Ascomycota; Pichiomycetes; Serinales; Debaryomycetaceae. The coding region runs from base 1 to 1398 and encodes 465 amino acids. The transcript has a single exon. The record is from RefSeq and is a predicted model, not a curated record.